AAGAAAUAGAAAAUGAAAUACGCAAGACAAAGGUGUACAUUUCUAUUCAGAUAUAUAUAUAUAUAUAUGAAGAGAUAGUGAAUAAUUGAUUGAUUGAAAGUAUCAUAAAUAAAUCUAAUACUACUGUAUAAUAUCAUCUUGAUAAUAGUCGAUUUUGACCAACUAAUUCUACGAUCUUGAUGUAAAUCAAAACUUUUCUUUCAUUUGAAAUACUUCAAUAUAUAGAGAUUAUAAUUUAAUAAUGUGCUGUUGUGAAUAUGAGAUAAUUAAAUAUAUAAUAAUUUUUUUAAUAACAAUAAUGAUGGUGAUUUAUCUUGUUAGUGGUGAAGAUUAUUUAUUAACAAAUGAAGAUAUAAGUAAAUUAACUGAAACAACAAGACAAACAACUAUUGAUCCAAUUUUAUUAGAAUCCUAUCGUAAAACUACAACUAAAUCAUUUAUUAUAUUUGGUGUUAUAUUUGGUCUUAUUAAUGUUGCCUGUUGGAUUGUAUCAAUCAUAAAAGCGAUUAUAGACAGACGAAAAAUAAAAAAGAGAAAUUUAGCUCGUCAAGAUGCAAAACGUUUCAAAAGUGAAAGUCAUCGAAAAUCAGUUCUAAAAGAUUUAAUAAAUCCUGAACCGCCAACAUUAAUUUUACCAAAUAUUGUUGAUAACGCAAUAAAAAUUCAUAAAAACAUUUCACCAACAACUUCAAACCCAUCAGAUUCUCCAAUUCAUCAUUUUUCAAGAUGUUCAACUUUACGACGUUCUGAUUCACUUAAACGAUCAACACAAAGUGAAAUAGAUGAACCAACAGAAAAAGAUUUAUUUGUUAAAUAAAUUAAUUCUUCUAUAUUUCAGUAGUUUUCUAUGUAGUUUAGGUUCUUUUUUUAUAGUAAAAUACUUUGUUCCAUCAUUUUCCUUAUCAAAUGAAUAUCCUAUAGAAUACUUUUAACAUAUAUUACUUAUUAUUUGCUACUAUGUAACUUACUACUAUUUUUACAUAUCCAAAAGGUAUUGAAUUACUAUAACCAGUAGUGUAUAUCAAUAAAUUUUAAAAUUUUAUCACUAUUUACAUGUAACCAUGGGAACAUUUAAAUAUAUUCAAACAAUAUGUU
This is a messenger RNA of Schistosoma guineensis, 1095 nucleotides long. NCBI's taxonomy places the organism in Eukaryota, Metazoa, Platyhelminthes, Trematoda, Strigeidida, Schistosomatidae. The record is from the annotation of a GenBank genome assembly.